AUGUCAUAUCAACUGAGUCAUUGUGAGCAAAAAUACGUGGAAAGUCAGAGCCAAAAAGAGGAUAAAUCAUCUAGAGAAUCCUUGGCUCUAGGUGAAAUUCAAAUUGACGGAAAUUUUCUUUCAAAGUAUCGAAAAUUUGUUAAGCUUCGAAUUGAGAAUGAAUUCGGAGAUGAAAGUGUUCGAAGGCUUCCGCAGAACCUAGAAAUCCAUAUGGCUUUGAAAAAGUUGUUCAACUUCUUACUGGGUGGACGAAAAACCCCUAUUAAAGUGGCAGAUGAGUUGGUGUUGGAUUUGAAGAAGGGAGAUAUUUUAAGACUCCCUGAGAAUCUGAAAAUCUGGGUUAAAACUCUUAACUCCGAGAGGACGGAUUUCGAAGAGAUUCUUCCAAUUCUAGAUUCCUCAUGUUUGCCAUUGGAGACUUUGAAACUGGAAAAUGCGCGGCUCCAUAAUCUCCAGAAUCUAGUUUUUCGAACAGCACAGAAUGUGGAAAUUUGGGGAGUUCAUGAUGAGGAUUCAGACGAUUCUGGUUCUGAAUCUGACGGAGAAGACGGCAAUGAAGAGGAAGAAGAAGAGGAAGAUGAACAAGAACUAUGGCUCUCGGAAUUUCAAAAACUCCCAAAUAAGAACAUUUUUAUUGAUUAUCGAUUGUACGAACAAGCCAGGAUAAUGGAUUUGAUCGAGUUUUGGAUGGAGAAUGGAAAAGAAAUUGGAACGAUCUGGAAUUUUGGACGAAGACCAUGUGAAAAUCUGUUUCGCGAGUUGGACACAAUAAAGAAAGAAAUUGGAGGGGCUUAUAGAAGGGUCUCCAUUCGGAAUGCUUUGAUCCUCCCCCUCAACGAUGCUUCUCAACUGAUCAGCAGCCAAAAUGCCAAAGUGCCGCUUUAG
Messenger RNA from Caenorhabditis briggsae, 885 nucleotides. The record is from RefSeq and is a predicted model, not a curated record. The transcript has 2 exons. Lineage: Eukaryota; Metazoa; Nematoda; Chromadorea; Rhabditida; Rhabditidae. Bases 1 to 885 code for a protein of 294 amino acids.